Molecule: messenger RNA, 4667 nt
Organism: Zonotrichia leucophrys gambelii
Lineage: Eukaryota; Metazoa; Chordata; Aves; Passeriformes; Passerellidae
Gene: KCNG2
Product: potassium voltage-gated channel modifier subfamily G member 2
Exons: 3
Coding region: 485-2035 (516 amino acids)
Biological process (GO): protein homooligomerization; potassium ion transmembrane transport
Cellular component (GO): membrane; voltage-gated potassium channel complex
Molecular function (GO): protein binding; voltage-gated potassium channel activity
Source: RefSeq, a predicted model, not a curated record
GUAGGCGCGGGCAGAGCCCGAGCACUCACACCGGCAUCCAAAGGCUUAACCUUCCCCCGAGCGCCCGCUCGCAGAUCGGGGACAUCAAGCAGGGCAGUGGUGUCUCCGUCCGACCGUCUGUGAACGCCGCUCCCCACUCUGCCCCCCGAGGGCUCCUGGCAGCCCCGGCACACACGACGGGGUCGGAGCCCAGCCGCGCUGUGCCGAAGCGCCUUACCGCGGGCUGCCGGCCCCGCUCCGGCUGCGCCGGGCAGGGGUAGAAACUCGGGGAAAGGGCUCUCCCCGCCUUGGGAAGCGCCUGGCCCGCCCCGCAGGCUCGCUGACAGCGCUCACCUGCCGGCUGCACGGAGCCGCCCGCGGGCUCGGAGCGGAGCGGAGCGGAGAACUCAGCCCGGAGCGCAGCGCAGCCAGCACAGAUAGACUUUCUGGUCAAGCUCCAGAUGCUUUUGUUUGAGUAGCCUCAACCUCCCUAUGGACUCAACAGAUGUACCACGAAAUGGCAUUGCUCACUGGGAAUGCAGAUCCUGACUUCAGCUCCCGCUCCUUCAACAACUUGGAAAACCUCUGUGAAGUGCAAACCAAGAAAGGAUUCUUCUACAAAAAGGCCAAACUUCUGCAUCCUGGAGAAGACUUGUGCUGCUUAGCCCGCUUGGAUGACCGGUCCAGGUUUGUGAUCAUCAACGUAGGUGGUAUUAAGUACAAAAUUCCCUGGACCACCUUGGAGAACUGCCCCUUGACCAGGCUUGGGAAGCUAAAAUCCUGCAAUAAUUAUGAUGAGAUCAUGGACAUCUGCGAUGAUUAUGAUGUUAGCUGCAAUGAAUUUUUUUUUGACCGUAAUCCUAGUGCCUUCAGAACAAUCAUGACAUUCCUGACAGCUGGGAAGCUGAGGCUUCUCAGGGAGAUGUGUGCUCUUUCGUUCCAGGAGGAGCUUGUGUACUGGGGUAUAGAAGAGGACCACCUGGAGUGGUGCUGUAAAAAGAGACUGCGACAGAAAGAGGAAGAGGCAGCUGAGGCCAGGCUGUUUGAGAGGGAGAUGGUGUUUAAUGAAGCUACGCAAAGUGCCUUCCAGGACAGCAGCCGACUGAGUCUGUGCAUGCGAAAGCUCAGGGAUAUGGUGGAGAACCCCCACUCAGGGAUCCCAGGAAAGAUCUUUGCUUGUAUUUCAAUCUCUUUUGUUGCCAUCACUGCUGUCAGCCUCUGCAUCAGCACCAUGCCCGAUGUCAGAGAAGAGGAGGAUCGGGGUGAAUGCUCACGGAAGUGCUAUGACAUCUUUGUGCUGGAGACGGUGUGUGUGGCGUGGUUUUCCUUUGAGUUCCUGCUGCGAUCCAUCCAGGCAGAAAACAAGUGUGCUUUCCUGAAAACCCCGCUCAACAUCAUCGACAUCCUGGCCAUUCUGCCUUUCUACAUCUCUCUCAUCGUGGAUGUGGUUUCCACAAAGAACAGCAGCAAGCCCGGCGGGGGAGCCGGGAACAAGUACCUGGAGCGCGUGGGGCUGGUGCUGCGCUUCCUGCGGGCGCUGCGCAUCCUGUACGUGAUGCGGCUGGCGCGGCACUCGCUGGGGCUGCAGACGCUGGGGCUCACCGUGCGCCGCUGCACCCGCGAGUUCGGGCUGCUCCUGCUCUUCCUCUGCGUCGCCAUGGCCCUCUUCUCGCCGCUGGUCUACCUGGCUGAGAGCGAACUGGGAGCCAAGCAAGAGUUCACCAGCGUCCCCAGCAGCUACUGGUGGGCCGUGAUCUCCAUGACAACGGUUGGCUACGGGGACAUGGUGCCUCGUAGCAUCCCCGGACAGGUGGUAGCCCUGAGCAGCAUCUUGAGUGGGAUUUUGCUGAUGGCUUUCCCAGUCACAUCCAUCUUUCAUACCUUUUCCCGUUCCUACAGCGAGCUGAAGGAGCAGCAGCAGCGAGUAGCCAGCAGGCAGGUGCGCCAGUGGCAAGAGAACACCGAGCUCCUGGGUGGUGACAGUACAGGGGGGCUCAGUGCCACAUUCCCGCCAAGUGCUGGUGAGCAGCAGGGUCUGACCUUGGUGCACCAGUAAGCCUAGAGAAGCUCUUGACCCUGAACAGCUCAGGACAUACGUUGGCAGCCCAAGAAGCAGUGGACAAGGGAGGUCAGUUCUGCAGGAAGAAUGCCAUGAACUGCAUAAAUGAGGGGCAGACAAACACAAGGUUUCUCUAAAGACCAACUUCUGAUCUUAAGGGACCUCUGAAAAGUACCCCUACAAAUUCUACCAAGUACAGCUCUGCUCCAUUGCUUUUCUUAUGGCUUUUCUAUUGAGCAAGUAUUUUUGGGUAUGCCCAAGGAGCAGCCAUUGAACAUAGCCAGCCAGCAGAAUGUAGUGUGAAGCACAGCCCAUGCCAGGUGCCAUGUGUCACAGCAACCAGCAUGCCAUCUCCUCUGGGCCCUGCUCAGUGGCAGGGCUGAGCAAGGGGCUCCCUGUGCUGCGACGCCCCACAGCACGUUUGUUUUGGCAGCACCACCAAGGAACGCAAACAUCAGACAAGCCAAGGGGCGAGGGCAAGAGAAGGGCAGAAGCAUUCCCUCAGCCUCACCAGGGGCUUGCUUUUGUCUUCUGCAGAUGAAGCAGCACAGCAAGAGUGCUGCCAGCUCUGAAUUGUGUGUGAGCACAGUUUGCAUUAUUUAGUAGAGAUGCAUAUUUACCAUCCUAAGCUUUAUAUCUUACUUAGUCCCAUGACAGAAAUAUACAUACAAAAAAUCUUCCUGACUACGGUACUGAAUGUUAACUUGGUUAUUUUUCCUUUGCUAACAGUCAAAUAUUAAAAAUACCAUGACAAAUGAUGACAUUUCUCCACUUUCUGUUAACUGUUUCCAUUUCUUGUGUAUUGAGAAAUGUGUUUAACAGGCAAUUGAACCAACCUGAACUACAUGUAGCUCAAGGGGAGGGUGAUGUUGGACCAGCAGCGACUCCCAGCUCUGCACAGUCGUCCUCAGUGGUGAUGGCUGCACGGAGUGCAGUUGUGUGCAGACAGGAGUAGGGGAGCAGGACAAACCCAGUGCAGCCAGCGAGACACCAUCAGUGGGCUCGGCCCAAGCUACAGUGCAGCAGCUGUGCUCUGCCUUAGGAGUAGCCUUUUGGUUUUGCCCUCCUACCGAGAAAAAGACAAUCCUGUCAUUAGAACAAGUGUUCUGGCUCUUCUUCCUGAUUCUCAAAGGAUUUAAGUCACUAUAAAGGGAAAUUAAUCAUAUGGUGGCAUCUGCAUGUUUGCUUAUUGAUGCCAGCCCUGUGCAUGAGCUUUCCCUGGAGGAGCUGUGUAGCUGUUCCAAGUCAGGAUGCUGUGUGGGUCUUUCAGUGCUCCUACAGGUGGGAUGUGGUCAGGGAAUGGAGGGAGAUGGAAGCCAACAGUCUCUUGUACCUACACCCCUAUUUGUACUAAAGCCAUGCAGUGUCACCCUCCAUAUUCUCCACCCACCAGGAAGGGAACAAAACCUGAUGUACUGAAGAUGGGAUUUGUCUGGUCUGUUAUUUGGUUUGUUAUUUUUUGCCUCAACAUAUGUCGUAAAACUAAUCCUACGUUACAAAACUCUCAUAUUAAGCCAUUCCUUAUAGGAAUGAAGCAAGGGAAAUGGAAAAGUUACGCUUUAUUUUAAUAAAAAUAUAAAGCUUUGUUGCUGACUCGCUGUGUCUGAUGAUUUGGGUGUGGAGGGAGGUGGUGUUUUGCUGUGCUGAUGUGAAUUAACUCAUGUUACUUGCUGCUGAGCACUGCAGGAGAUGGAGGCAGCAAAACUGAGCCCCCCUACCCAGGAUGCACCUGGCUCAGCAAAGCCCCAGCUGUGUUGAACUGCAGGCAAACCAAGCGCAGGGGCCCACGCCAGGGUUCUGCCCAUCCUUCAUGGCCCAGCAGCACCGGGAACACAUCUGCUCCUUGUGCGAGAGAGGAGGGCCAAGGGCUGAUGGUGCCUGGGCUGACUCAGACUCCUGGCAAAGCAAUGCCAGCAAUGGGUUGCUGUGACUCAUGAAAGAUUUUAAUUUUAUUGGGUUUUUUUUUUUUUUAUUCCCAGUGCAGACAUUUCUUUCAUUAAGGAUUAUUAAGGUCUGACAUCAGGGAUCCAGCUUCGGAGCCAGCUGACUGCAAACCAGCGAUGGGAGCAGUGGCUGGGGGACAGUGUGGCCUGGUGCUGAGGAGCAGCACUGCAUCUUCUGGUGGCAUUCAGAUGCUCAGUCUUAAGGUGGCACCUGACAGGCUCACUAGGUGGACUCACAGGUUCACUCCUCAUGGUGAUUUGGCUCAUGCACACCAGGUGUGCUUCAUGCUCUGUCUCCAGUGUGAAUGAAGCGACCAUGGCGAGUGCACGUGGAAGGUGCAGAAUGCAUCUCCUCGAGGUGGUGAAGCCCAAAAACUGCAAACAUCCUUACCUAACUACUAGAAAAGCCACGCUGGAGUUGACAUCCUUGGAGAACGAAGAGUUUCACACUCGCGGUGCUAGCAAAUAACCAUGAAUCAAUGCAUCUUUUGGCUUUGAAGCAUCAAAAAAACAGUGCUGGGACAGCAAACUGCAGCUCAGCAGCUGUGAAGAAAAACAGACUGAUGACACAUGACAUAUUGCUGCUGUUCUCCAUCAAGUUGCUAUUGUCCUACAAUAGUGAGAUCUUUGUAUUUUUCAAAAGGCACAUAAUUAAUUCCAGCAUGCACAGAGUUUUAAUAAAGUGA